CUGUCUGACAGAAAGCGCGUUUUGGUUGAUAGGUUGAGCGCUGAAAAUUGUGAUGUAAAACGAGAAAAAUAAAUGUUUACUGGCCAACAUGGCGAAUCCAAGGAAAUUUAGUGAAAAAAUCGCUCUCCACAACCAAAAGCAGGCUGAGGAAACGGCCGCUUUUGAGAAAAUUAUGCGCGAAGUUUCCGUCGCAACCAAUAAGCCGGAGGAGUCGCCACAGUACGGGCUCGGUGGCGGGACGUCGCCGUCUCGCGCGCCGGUGCAACGCGGGCGCACGUCGUCGUCUGUCGGGCCCAUGCGCCGCCCGGCGGACCGCAAGCAUGAUACCAGUCCGUACGGCAGCACUGUUUAUUUGAGUCCACCGUCUGAUAGCAACUGGCGGCGGACGAAUUCGGACUCGGCACUGCACCAGUCGUGCGCAGGGGAGCAGCAGACCGUGACGCAGCCGCUGUCGCCCCACCACCCGCUCCAUUCGCAUGCCCAUCCACAUUUGCACCCGCACCAGAACCACCGGAGAACCGCUGACAUCCACUUAGAUGUGUUGGCAACACUGGGCAUGAGCCCCAACAACCGUCCGAGGUCCUCCUGCGAAAUACCCAGGAUACCAAACAAUAAUAAUGUAUACGAGAGCGGGGGGGAUGGCGGGGGCGGCGGCGGCGGGCUAGGGGCGGGCCAGGGGCUGAUGUGCGGCGACCAGAAGAUGCCGUGCGGCUCGCUGCCCAACCUCACGUCGGUCCACUUCCCUCCGCCGCACCACCUGCCGCACCGGACCUCGCCCGCUCACUUCCCUCCGCCGCACCAACUGCCGCACCGGACCUCGCCCGACUACAACCAGCCGAGAUAUAGCCCCACAUCACCCGGCGCGGUGUCGCCCGGCGGCGGCAGCGUGUCCCCGGCGACCGGCGGGCUGUCGCCGGCGUCGGGCUCGCCGGUCGGCGCAACGGUCCCGCUCGCUAACACGCUACACCACCCGUACGACCACGGCACGUCGUUGUACGACACACAGAAUCACUUAUCUGUACCAAACACAAAUAAUUAUCUUCAUCAUAAUAAGAAUAUGUCUCCAUUGGACCAAGGGUGGAUAACGUCAGGGUACCAAUCACAUUGUAGUCCGCCCUCGCAAUAUUCAUCGACAUCGAAUAUAAACAUACCCUCACCGACGAUGGUGCACAGUCCGGGAAGCCCCGCGGAGUCUCCGUCGGCGGCCGACUACAACCUGCACCAAGUUCUGCUACAGCCCUUCGAACAAAUCACAAUGAUGGAUCAGCCAGUUUCGAGUUACAACACAUCGUACAUGAACCACAGUUCACCGCAUUCGCCACAGACUACGAGUACGCCGCACACAUAUUCCCAGUGUAAUUAUUUGAUGUCGUCCGUCGAUCGUUUCCGAUCCGCGGCGCGUGCAGGCGGGGCGUGCGGGUCGCCGCGGCGGCCGGCGGCGCUGGGCUGCCGGCAGCGGGCGCUGGUGGGCGCGCUGGUGCGGCGGCUGCCGGCGGCGCCGCGCCUGGUGCGCUGCCUGCGCCCCGAGCCGCAGCUGCGCCCGCACCGCCUGGACCUGGCGCUGCUGCGCCACCAGAUCCGCUCGCAGGGGAUCGUGGAGAUGGCGCUGCUGCGGCGCAACGGCUGGUGCGAGUCGAUGUGCGCGCGCGCGCUGCUGGCGCGCUACGGGCUGCUGGCCGCCGCGCACUACUCGGGCGAGCUAGACGCGGGCAUAUUCGGCGGCGAAGAGGCGCAACUCCGCGAAGGACUCGACCUCGACGACCUGACGCUUCUCGAGGAGCCCAGCGCGCUGCUGCCCGACUCGGCGGUGGAGCACGAGUUCCGCCUCGACCGAUUGUAGUACCGCGCGGCGCCCGCCGCCGGCGUGACCGCUUGACGCUUGGACGACAUCGUGGACCGCCUGUAACGCACGCCGAUAAACUGAGGCUGCGCAAUCGUAGACACUUGUCUUGUGUUCGUAUCAGCCCGUUGUCCUAGGUGAACGACACGCGCGUAUACAGGGUGGAAUUUUGUAAUGCCACCUGGAGGGAAAGUACUCUUAAUACUGUAAAUAGAAAAUUUUA
This is a messenger RNA of Ostrinia furnacalis (Asian corn borer), 2063 nucleotides long. RefSeq names its product CREB-regulated transcription coactivator 3. Gene Ontology annotation, molecular function: cAMP response element binding protein binding. Lineage: Eukaryota; Metazoa; Arthropoda; Insecta; Lepidoptera; Crambidae. The coding region runs from base 89 to 1840 and encodes 583 amino acids. The transcript has 14 exons. The record is from RefSeq and is a predicted model, not a curated record. Gene Ontology annotation, biological process: protein homotetramerization; positive regulation of transcription by RNA polymerase II. Gene Ontology annotation, cellular component: nucleus; cytoplasm.